AUGCAUAAUGUAUACACAAUCCUCAAUGGAAGGGACUAUCCAGAGCAAGUGGCGGCGUUAUCGGUGGUAAAUGGUCACCGCAGGUCGGGAAGUUUGGUGGUACUGGUGGUAAAUCUGCGUGGGUACCCACAUGAAGCACCAGGUUCAUCCCGAUCACGAUGUGGAACAAGAAGUGACAGUGGAACAGCCAGUAUCCUGUUUUUGGAACAAAUUUUUAGGUUCACCAUCAGUAGCAAUCAAAGUGAGUUCAUGACCUUGGAAGGUGAUCUGAGCUGGACAAACACUUCCAAAGGAGUUGAUCAAUCGGAACCUGUACCUGCGUCCAGGAGUCACAGUGAAUACUUCUAG
This is a messenger RNA of Cotesia congregata, 348 nucleotides long. Lineage: Eukaryota; Metazoa; Arthropoda; Insecta; Hymenoptera; Braconidae. The record is from the annotation of a GenBank genome assembly.